This is a messenger RNA of Penicillium salamii, 756 nucleotides long. NCBI's taxonomy places the organism in Eukaryota, Fungi, Ascomycota, Eurotiomycetes, Eurotiales, Aspergillaceae. The record is from the annotation of a GenBank genome assembly.
AUGUCCGGAAUCAGCAAAGCUUGUUGCUCAAUCCCUCCAGUCGUCUCCAAGGGCUACCAGCCUAAGGGAGAGUACAAGACCAUCAAUGGCUUGAAGACUUAUGUUACCGGUCCGGAGGAUGCGUCAAAGGCCAUUCUGGUCGUUUACGACAUCUUCGGAUUCUUCGACCAAACCAUCCAAGGUGCCGACCUGCUCGCCACUUCUGCGGAUCAGAAAUACCGCGUUUUCAUGCCCGACUUCUUCGAGGGAUCCCCAGCCGACAUCUCCUGGUACCCACCCACAACCGACGAGCACAAGGAGAAGCUAGGCGCCUUCUUCUCCAACCAAGCCGCACCCCCAAAGACCCUCUCCAAGAUCCCUUCCGUCGUAUCCGAAAGCAACAAACUAGCCCCCGCCGGCUCUUUCCAGUCAUGGUCGAUCCUGGGUUUCUGCUGGGGUGGCAAGAUUGCUUCCCUCUCAUCUGGCGCCGACAACAAGCUGUUCAAGGCUGCUGUGCAAUGCCACCCCGCUAUGGUUGACGCAAAUGACGCCAAGGCAGUUAACAUUCCCAUGGCAUUGCUUGCCUCUAAGGACGAACCGGUGCAGGAUGUCAAGGACUUCGAGGCUAACCUCAAGGUCCCUAAACAUGUUGAGACUUUCUCUUCUCAGAUCCAUGGUUGGAUGGCUGCCCGAUCGGACCUGGAGAACCCUGAGGUAAAGAAGGAGUACGAGCGCGGAUACAAGACUGUUCUUCAGUUCUUCCAGCAGCACUCGUGA